ACACUGUGACAAUGGCUGAUUUCAACACUGCUGGCACACUCGAAACCCAUGAUGGAUCACAGGACUUGUCCUGUUUUAAUAGUAGGAGGAACCUCAUAGGUGAUCAUUCCUCUAAGGCCAGCAGUUCCAAUCAAGAGGCGAAAGCCAUCAGACUCCACAAAGGAGAGAUUGUGAAUGAGUCCCCCUACCCGAAAGUGCCACACAUGAGGAGUGAAGAAGCCCGGCUGAGGACGUUCAGCAACUGGCCCUCCUCGUCCCCGGUCCAGCCCAAUGACUUGGUGGGGGCUGGGCUGUUUUAUGUGCCUAAACCAACCAUAAAUGACCUGGUGCAGUGCUUCUGCUGUGGAGGCAUACUGAAAGCCUGGAAGGAAGGUGAUGUUCCCUGGAGUGAACAUUCCAAGUUCAACCCAAACUGCUUCUUUAUCUUGGGGCAUGAUGUGGGGAACAUACUGAUGGAGCUGAAGAGUGAUAGCAGUAAAAAUGUAUUCUCAAAUAAAGAGAGAGAUGAGGACCCUUUAAAGACACUGGAGAAGCUCCAGCGUGAAAAGCUCUGCAAAGUUUGCAUGGAUAAUGACCGUUCCAUUGCCUUCAUCCCAUGUGGGCACUUGGUCACCUGCAGAAAAUGUUCCAAUUCUGUUGAAAAGUGCCCUGUGUGUUGUGCUUUCAUCACUCAGAAAAUCAAAACCUAUAGCUAAGAUUCCACUUUGACACAAAAACUAUUAUGAUGUGAAUCAUUAACAAGUAUUCCUUACAAUUGUGCAUAUGGAUAUAUUUGGAUAUAAUACUUGUAUAAUUAUAUAUAUAAAUAAUUAUGUGGUUUUAUAUUUUAUUCUGCUAAUUUUGCUACUUUAUUGUCAGCCCACAUAAACAUAAGUCUUUAGUUUUCUGCUGUUCUGAGAGAUGUGUAGUGUGUCGUCAGUGGGUAGUUUAUGCUAGAUUUUACAGGCAGAUUAAAGUAUUUGUAGGUAGGUAGAUUUCUGUUGGCCUGAUUUCAGAGCAUGGCUACCCACACAAUGAUGAAAUGGCAUACUCUACAUAAAACUAUGAAUGUUGUUUCCAGAAAAUAAACUGCAAUCAAACUUUAGCUUUCCUGAAGCUGCUGUAAAAGGGAUUUGAAUCACAUUACAGGGAGUGUAUAUUUUGAGCACAAGAAAGUUUAUUCUGUAGACACCUGUAGACACCUAGGCUGUGUUUAUUGACAUAGUCAUAUUAAUCAUAUUAACACAUUUAAUCACUUUGUUUUAUUAAAUGAUUUAUUUGAAACACUGUGUUUUUGUACUAAUAAAAUAGGGUUUUGUAAAUAGGAGCUGGGGUUAUUUGUUUGGGUUAGCCUAUUUCUCUCUUUUUACUGCUUUUUUC
Astyanax mexicanus (Mexican tetra) is the source of this 1359-nucleotide messenger RNA. Its product is annotated as E3 ubiquitin-protein ligase XIAP-like. Bases 12 to 695 code for a protein of 227 amino acids. Gene Ontology annotation, biological process: positive regulation of protein ubiquitination; negative regulation of apoptotic process; regulation of cell cycle. Gene Ontology annotation, cellular component: nucleus; cytoplasm. Lineage: Eukaryota; Metazoa; Chordata; Actinopteri; Characiformes; Acestrorhamphidae. The record is from RefSeq and is a predicted model, not a curated record. Gene Ontology annotation, molecular function: cysteine-type endopeptidase inhibitor activity involved in apoptotic process; ubiquitin protein ligase activity. The transcript has 2 exons.